Molecule: messenger RNA, 2121 nt
Organism: Closterium sp. NIES-65
Lineage: Eukaryota; Viridiplantae; Streptophyta; Zygnematophyceae; Desmidiales; Closteriaceae
Source: the annotation of a GenBank genome assembly
AUGCCCACCCACCUGCCGCACGCCGACGUUGCCUCCCCCGCCACCCACGCGCUGCACUCCUCGCCGUCGGCCCUCAUGCCUCCACCAGGGGCCACCGCCGCCUCCCCCUUGCCCUCCACGCCCUCCCCCUCGCAGCCCGGCUCCUACCCCAUGUCGCGCGUCGCUCCCCCUUACGCACUUGCCGCUAACGCGCCGGGCGGACUGGCAGGUGGCGCAAUGGGGGGAAUGAUGAGCCCCACGGCGAGCGCGCAGCUGCGCUCGUCUGCGCUUGCCAACAACCCUAACGCCUCUUCGCAAGGUGCGCCUUCCCCCUCCGCCAUGCCGCCAAAUAUGGGGAAGGCCGGCGCUUCCCCAAGCUCCUCUGCUUCGCUGCCCGCCCUGCCCUCCUCCCUGCACCUCCCUGGCAACAUGCGCGGCCCCCAGUCCGCCCCCACCAUGUCGUCGCACUUCUCCCCCUCCUCAGCCGCCCCCCAAUACCCCUCACAGGCGCAAUCCGCGUCGCCUGGCGGAGCCUCCUAUUCCCCCUCUGCGCCGCACCUGCAGCAGCAAGGCUACAGCGCCAGCCCAGGGGGAGGCGCGCGGGGCGGAAUGCAGCAGGUUGGGGGAAGCGGAGGGCAGGGGGGAACGGAGCAGGCAGAGCAGCAUGGGAGGGGGGUGGUGGGGUCAAGCGGCAUGGGAUAUGGAGCCAGGGGACAGGCAGGCGCACAGGUGGAUGCGCGCAUGCAGCUGGAGCCCGAGGUGGAGGAGGUGCUGCUGGACCUCGCUGACGACUUCAUCCAAUCCGUGACGGCGUUUGGGUGUCAGCUGGCGAGGCAUCGCAAAGCGCAGGUGUUGGAGGCCAAGGACGUCCUGCUGCACCUCGAGCGCAGCUGGCACAUGCGCAUCCCUGGCUUCACGGGGGACGAUUACCGCGUCUACAAGCGCCCUCCUGUCACGGAGGCGCAUCGCCAACGCCUCGCAGCAGUUCGCCGCUCUGCAGCCAUCGCAGCCAACGAGGCUCACGCCUCGCCCUCUGCUGCUGCUGCCCCCGGCUCCAGCGGCCCCCAUGGCCACACUGCUGCUGCUGCAGCAGCACACGCAGCACAGGCUGGCGGGUUGGAGCAGGGAGCACAUGCGAGCAUGGCGAAGCUCGCAUCUCCCAACUUCAAGGGACCCGGAGGAGCAUCAGGGCCAGGGCGGUGGGCUGUUGGCGCGGCGAAGGGGGGGGAGGCGGAGGGGGCCGGGGCGGAGGGGGCAGGGGCGGAGGGGGCAGAGUCAUCGACGGCGUUGACAGCCGUGGAGGCGCAACCGCUCGAGAGGCGACCAGAUAACUGGGUGAGUCCGGCGCUGCUGCAGGAGAUGGGCGAGGAGGAGCGGACGCCGAUUCAGAAGUGGCUGAACCCGGGGCAGGACGAGCUGCCGGACGACGUGCCCAUGAGCAUCUGGGACCACCUCGAGGAGCUGCGCGAGCGCGUGCUGGUGUCCGUGGGCGCCGUGGGCGCCGCCAUCCUGCUCUGCUUCUUCUUCAGCCGCGACCUCGUGGUGUUCCUCGAGGCCCCCGUGUACGCCCAGGGCGUGCGCUUCCUGCAGCUCUCGCCAGGGGAAUACUUCUUCACCACGCUCAAGGUGGCGGGGUACUGCGGGCUGCUGCUGGGGGGCCCGGUGAUUCUGUACGAGGUGAUAGCAUUUGUGGUGCCGGGGCUGACAGCCAGCGAGCGGCGCUUCCUGGCGCCCAUAGUGUUUGGGUCGUCCGUGCUCUUCUACUCGGGCAUUGCCUUCAGCUACUCCGUGCUCACGCCCGCCGCACUCAACUUCUUCAUCUCGUAUGCCGAGGGCGUGGUGGAGUCGCUGUGGUCCAUCGACCAGUACUUCGAGUUCGUGCUGCUCCUCAUGUUCUCCACUGGCCUCUCCUUCCAGGUGCCAGUGAUUCAGCUGCUGCUGGGGCAGCUGGGGCUGGUGACGGCGGAUCAGAUGCUGGGCAUCUGGCGCUACGUGGUGGUGGGGGGAGUCACAGCCGCCGCCGUGCUCACGCCCUCCACCGACCCGCUCACGCAGUGCCUGCUGGCAGGGCCCCUCAUCGGCCUCUACAUGGGCGGCGCCUACCUCGUCAAGCUGCUCGAAGGCUCCAAGUCCCCCGCGUAG